AUGGCUUCAGGAGUUUUCGGACCACUAUCCCUGAAAAUUAUCAAAGCCUUCUCCUUAUUCUCCAUGAUUACCGGAUCAAUGGAUGUCCUUUCCGGUGUCAGCUUGAUAGCCUCAAUGUCCGGAAGCUCCCUUACGGGCACACCGACAUCGUUGGCACUGGCUGAUAGUCAGCUACGAUUCUUGGGAGCAAUGUGGGCUGGUUAUGGUGCAAUGCUCUGGUGGGCUAGCAAUGACCCACAAACGAGACGGUUUCCACUGGCCAUGCUUGGUGGAAUAUUGUUUGUUUCAGGGAUUGGGCGUGUGAUAUCUGGCUUGAGUCGUGGUUUCAAUGCUACUUGGGUGAAAGUUGCUACGGUAGUUGAACUUGUUGGUCCGAUUGUGAGCCGUCCUGGACAUUCGUGGAUAAAGACUUCCAAGGUUCUUGAUCACGAGGGCCCAGUGUAUUAUUAUUUGUGA
Talaromyces stipitatus ATCC 10500 is the source of this 456-nucleotide messenger RNA. RefSeq lists its product as uncharacterized. The record is from RefSeq and is a predicted model, not a curated record. The transcript has 2 exons. Bases 1 to 456 code for a protein of 151 amino acids. Lineage: Eukaryota; Fungi; Ascomycota; Eurotiomycetes; Eurotiales; Trichocomaceae.